AUGGCGACCAGAUUAAAAUACUUUUGUAUGAAAAUAUUUACACGAUCCAAACUGGACAAUAGUUAUUUAAAUUUAUCAAGAAACUUCAGUGUUUUGUCUAAUAACCAUAUCAUAAAAGACAUUGUUCACCAAAAUAAUUUCCAAACGUUGCUUAGUUAUUGGAAUGUAGAAAACUUUGGGACAAGACAAAAAGGUAAUAAUGCAGGUCAAACAAGGAUACUUUGUUCAAAGUGCCAAAAUGUUAAUUUAGCGUUUUUUUUAAUUUCAAAUCGAUUUUUGAUAUGUCAACGAUGUGAUUAUAUAUUUAAAGUGAUUUCUGCUGAAAAAAAUAAAUUCAAACCACCGCCACCGACUCCAAAAGAAAUUGUUGUUAACCUUAAUAAGUAUGUAAUUGGUCAAGAUCUAGCUAAGAAAGUGUUAGCUGUGGCAGCUUAUAAUCAUUGUAAACGUAUUAUUCAUAUUACAGCACCUCAGAAGAAUGAUUUAAUCGAACAGUUGUUUGAUAAUUUACCAAAUUCAAUAGAGCGUUUUGUUAACGAGCGUCUAUCCAGAAUCCUACAAACGAAUAGUAUAAAAAAUAGUCAAGAAGAAAUUAAAGUUGCUUCGAAAUUUGAAAAAACAUUAUUAGAAAAGAGUAACAUAAUAUUAUUGGGGCCUACAGGAUGUGGAAAAACAUUACUGGCUCAAACAAUAGCUAAGCAAUUAGAUGUUUCAUUUGCAAUUUGUGAUUGUUCCAAUUUGACACAAACGGGUUAUGUGGGAGAUGAUAUUAACAGUAUAAUUAGGAAACUCUUACAAGCUGCUAAUAAUAAUGUUGAUAAAGCUCAAACUGGAAUUGUUUUUUUGGAUGAAAUUGAUAAAAUUAGCGCUUUACCUAAUAUUUAUCGAUUGAGGGAUGUUGGAGGGAAAGGAGUCCAACAAGAAAUGUUGAAAAUGUUAGAAGGUACUGUUAUUAAUGUACCAGGAAAAAAUACCAGAAAAUUUAGAAAUGAAGCAGUACAAAUUGAUACUACUAAUAUCUUGUUUGUUGCUUCUGGUGCAUUUAUUGGUCUUGAUAGACUUAUAAGUCAAAGGACAGACCAAAUUAGUAUAGGAUUUGAAGCAAAAAUUUUUAAAUCAGGGGUAAGUAGAAGAGAUGCUACUAAAGCCGAUUUUGUUGAUACAACAGCUUCAUACACUGAUAAUGAAAAGGAAAAUGUUAAACGAGAUGAGUUGUUAAAAAAAAUUGAACCUAGAGAUUUAAUUCAAUUUGGAAUGAUACCAGAGUUUUUAGGAAGGUUUCCAAUUUUGGUUCCACUCCAAUCAUUAAAUAUAAACUUGCUUACACGAAUACUUACUGAACCAGAAAACAGUGUAGUCAAUCAAUUUAAAUUACAAUUCAGCUUAGAUAAAGUUGAAUUAACAUUUACUGAUGAAGCACUUAGAUCAAUUGCCUCACAAGCUCUAGAAAAAAAAACAGGUGCUCGAGGCUUACGAGCAAUUUUGGAAUGCAUUUUGUUAGAUUCAAUGUUUGAAAUACCUAGAUCUAAUAUAGUUAGUGUUCUAUUGAUUGAACCUUCUACACAGUGGCCUCUCAUAAGUGAGGCAGACCCACAGUACUAA
This is a messenger RNA of Melanaphis sacchari, 1602 nucleotides long. RefSeq names its product ATP-dependent Clp protease ATP-binding subunit clpX-like, mitochondrial. Gene Ontology annotation, cellular component: mitochondrial matrix. Gene Ontology annotation, biological process: proteolysis; protein catabolic process. Bases 1 to 1602 code for a protein of 533 amino acids. Gene Ontology annotation, molecular function: ATP binding; ATP hydrolysis activity. The transcript has 2 exons. Lineage: Eukaryota; Metazoa; Arthropoda; Insecta; Hemiptera; Aphididae. The record is from RefSeq and is a predicted model, not a curated record.